CUUUUCUUCAAUGCUAUUUGAUUUGUUCAUCAUCAUACUUGUAAACAAAAAUGCACAACAGUACUUCGUGGUGGGGGUAUCGAGUUUAUGCUUAAAAACUGAAAGCUAAUUAUAAAUGUACUAAACUUGACCGGAUUGGGGAUACAAUAGGAGGCAGAAAUGUAUUAAAAAAAACACCAAAGCGUGAUUUAAAUAAACAAUGAUGCGUCUUAGUUACAACCCAAAAACAGUAUUUGCGUCCUUGUCGCGAAGGCGCAGCUGUUUUCCGUCAUCUCUACGCGACGGGUGAAUUGACCAAUCGACGCGGAGGCUACGUGGCCACGUCGGCCAAUGAAAAAAGGCCAGGUCCGUUUGAACGGUAAAAAGCGGGCUUCCAGUACCGAUUAAGGGGGAAACCACGCAGGCGAGGCCGUCGCAUUUAGAACUCGCCGAGGGGGAAAAAUAUAUUAGUAAAUCCAAUCUACUAAUCCGAGGACUCUGAAGGCUCUCAAGAUGUCACACAAACAGAUCUACUACUCUGAUAAAUACGACGACGAAAAAUAUGAAUACAGACACGUCAUGUUGCCCAAAGAUAUCGCCAAGCGUGUGCCGAAGACACAUUUGAUGUCAGAGUCCGAAUGGCGGAACCUCGGGGUUCAGCAGAGCCAAGGAUGGGUGCACUACAUGAUCCACCAGCCAGAGCCGCACAUCUUGCUCUUCAGACGCCCUCUGCCCAACCAAAAGUAAAAAAGAAAA
Syngnathoides biaculeatus (alligator pipefish) is the source of this 735-nucleotide messenger RNA. RefSeq names its product cyclin-dependent kinases regulatory subunit 1. NCBI's taxonomy places the organism in Eukaryota, Metazoa, Chordata, Actinopteri, Syngnathiformes, Syngnathidae. Gene Ontology annotation, biological process: regulation of mitotic cell cycle. The transcript has 4 exons. The record is from RefSeq and is a predicted model, not a curated record. Gene Ontology annotation, cellular component: SCF ubiquitin ligase complex; cyclin-dependent protein kinase holoenzyme complex. The coding region runs from base 493 to 726 and encodes 77 amino acids. Gene Ontology annotation, molecular function: ubiquitin binding; histone binding; protein kinase binding.